Messenger RNA from Pomacea canaliculata, 1899 nucleotides. RefSeq names its product serine/arginine-rich splicing factor 7-like. The transcript has 7 exons. NCBI's taxonomy places the organism in Eukaryota, Metazoa, Mollusca, Gastropoda, Architaenioglossa, Ampullariidae. The record is from RefSeq and is a predicted model, not a curated record. The coding region runs from base 526 to 1155 and encodes 209 amino acids. Gene Ontology annotation, cellular component: spliceosomal complex. Gene Ontology annotation, biological process: positive regulation of mRNA splicing, via spliceosome. Gene Ontology annotation, molecular function: RNA binding; zinc ion binding.
CGGAAGACUAAGUAAAACCACCCGUGUUCGUGAUCUAGAAGAAAUUUUUGAACAGUAUGGACGUUUGACCAGAUGCGAUAUUAAAUAUGGAGCUGAGAUGGCUUAUGCUUUUGUUGACUACGAGGACAGGAGAGAUGCUGAGCUUGCCACACCAUGCCAGGCUUGCCUGUUGCCAUGCCAUUCCACAACACAAAGCCAGGGCCGACCCCCAUCUGAUUCCCUCAGCAGCCAGCUUGUCCAACCGAUCGGCUCCUUGCCAUUGCCUUUGCCUAACCUGUGCCAACCUCUCGGCUGAUGAUUUUAAAGAGACGGGUCCAUUAAGUCAGCACUUAAGCCUUUGCCAAAAUUCCCUGCCGUCGGAGUGCUGGUGGUAUCAAGCAGCCAGUAAAGAGCCACUUCAUGGCCAAGUCUGCUUCCGCUAGUCUGUUGAGUCCCACCCAUAAUGACUCGCCAUGAGAAAGCCAUUUCCAACCCUGACGGGGCCUCGUCAGCGAGCCCCCCGCAUGGUAUAUUGCAAGCCUGACCAUGCCUGGCCAUUGCCACCCUGACCAGGUCUCGCCACCAGCCGGCCAGGUCAUGUCUUCAGGCAGCUUACCCUUGUGCCUGGGCCGAGACUGUAUCAAGUAUGAGAAUGGCAGAGAAGUAUGUGGCUCCAGCAUCAUUGUAGAGUGGGCUAAGGGGAACCCACGACGGCCUUUGCAACAAGGUUAUGAUGAAUGCUACCGUUGCCAUCGUCCGGGUCACUGGGCCAGAGAUUGUCCUGAGGAGCGGUUUGGCUUUCGUCGAUCAGGCGGCAGACGAAGAUCUCCUAGUCCUAGGCGUCGAAGGAGUUAUUCUAGAUCCAGAUCCCGUGAUCGCAAGUCACGAAGGUCCAGGUCACGAUCUCGUGAUCGCAAGUCACGAAGGUCCAGGUCACGCGACCGCAGGAGCCAUUCUGGAAGCAAAGGUCGUGACCAGAAGUCUCCAAGCAAAUCACCAGAUCGCAAAUCUGGCAGUAAGUCUCGGAGCCGCUCACAAAGUCAUUCAAAGUCUCGCAGUCCAUCAAAGUCUAAGAGUCGUUCACCUGGUAUACAAAAUGGAGAGGAAACAGAACACAUAGAGCAGCAUGAUGAGGGUGAUACUACUCAGCACAGCAGGUCAGGAAGCCCCCAGUGACAGUGCAUGCCAUUCAGCACAAUAUGAAUUCCUGUGUCAUCAUUGUCCCCAGCAGUCGUGAGCUCUUGAAUACCAGCUAGUGAAGUUUUCUGCACCCAUACAGCAAAUGCCAGGUUUUGACGCUACCAUUUAUACACCCCCACCUGCCUCAAAACAUACAAAAAGCAUUUGUGUGGAUCAUACAUCUCUGGCAUCUAAUAUUGAUUGCUGCAGUUGUGAUACAAGCAUCCAAGGACAGUCCUACUAACGUGUACUGCUGUUCAGGAAAGGUGUAGGAUCAGUUACAUAACUUGAUGGCAAACUUUUUGAUGACAUGCUAAACAUGUUAAUAGCUUAUUGAUGAUUGGAGAAGUUGACCUAGGUAUCAUUUAAUCAUAGUUUUUUGUUAAUUUCUUUUCCUUCCAAUUUUUACUUAAUUUGACAGUUAAAAGUGCAUGUUUUUAGGUUUACUUUAACAUUCUUUCAACAACUUCAGUAAUGAUGGCAUACUGCAGGUUACCAAAGCAACAAAAACAGCUAUGUGAAUGUUGACUAGAUGAAAAAUGAUUAUGGAAGAAGUUGAACUUUGGGUGUUAAAUAAGCUUAUUUUGUUUGUCAUUUUUAGUUGGCAUAAGGUGCCUGGUUGCAGGAACUCAUGACUUUGUGACAAGCUAUAAUUAUUUUUGUGUGCUAAUGUCAUUUAUCAUCCCCAGAUUUUCCAUGUCACUUUCGAGUUUUUAAGAAUUAAAGCCCUUGAAACAGGUA